Molecule: messenger RNA, 2291 nt
Organism: Polistes dominula (European paper wasp)
Lineage: Eukaryota; Metazoa; Arthropoda; Insecta; Hymenoptera; Vespidae
Product: RNA polymerase I subunit F
Biological process (GO): transcription elongation by RNA polymerase I; DNA-templated transcription initiation
Cellular component (GO): RNA polymerase I complex
Source: RefSeq, a predicted model, not a curated record
UUUUAUAAUUUAAACAAAUUUUAAAUUAAAUAAAAAAUACAUUUUACAAUGUUACCAUGCGAGGUUAGGAACAUUUAGUUCUUAUGGUUAACCUCCCUGAUCAAUUUUUUCCUUUGAACCAAAUUGUUAUUUGUGAUUGUAAUUCAAACAAAAACAAAUAAAUGACAUUAUUCAAUCUAAGAAUCUAAUAUGGAUAUAAUAAUAUUUGCAUUUAUAGAAUAAUAUUUAAUAUUCUUACUUAAGAAAAGUAAUAUAAGAAAAAAUAAUGUCACUAUGAUUCUCCCAACAUAUAAACUGUCUUUAUUCCGGAUGCAACGAAAUUAUUUCUAACUUCCUGUAAAGAAGCAGACAGGCAUAUUGCAGAUAUUGUUUAGUUUACAAUAGAAUCUUAUUUUUACACAGUGUUCAAUAAACUUGACUUAUUGAUAAGCAAUAUUUAAUAAUAAUUUGUUAAUUGAAUUGGUUUUUUAUAAAUAAAAUGAAGUUUAAUCCAUAUACAGGUGUAACCUGGUCUUUAUUAGAAUUAGAAGGUCUUUUAGAAGAUGAAAAUUCACAAGUACAUUAUGAACGUAUGAAAAAGCAUCUUGCAUUACAUCCAUUUCAUUUGAAUGAUCUUAGCAAAGCAUUACAUGAAAUACUGAGUUCUGGCUUGAACACAUAUGAUAACGAGUUAAAAGGUUUUCUUUUGGCUUAUAAGAAUCCUAAAUUACUGACUACACUUGGAGGUGUAUUUUAUGACUCAUAUUUUAUUCAUAUCGAUAUUGAAGCAGACUUUUAUGUAUUUAGACCACAAGUUGGUAAUUUAUUAAAAGGUAUUGUUCAUAAAAAGGGAGCUAAUUACAUUGGUGUGCUUAUGCACAAAACUUUUAAUGUAUCCAUUUUUAGACCAGAAAAUGGUGAAAAAUGGCCAGGUGAUGUGGUGAAUAUUGGUCAAGAGGUUAAAUUUGAAGUUACAUAUUUGGAUAUUAAUAGUAGAUUACCAUUCAUUCGAGGAACAUUCAAUCAAACCGACUAUCUACAAGGUUGUAAAUUACCUUUGCACAGAAUUACUAAUGGAUCAUUUUAUGAAGCUAAUGAAAGUGAUGAUACUGACAGUUCGAAUGCAGUGAAACAACAAUCUAGGAAUAAGAAAAAGAAAAAAUCGAAAGAAACAAAUGAAGAUGUAUUUUCCGAAGAACAACUUGUUACGAAAGUAAAAAGAAGUUUUAGCAACGAUGAUACAAGAAAUGAAGAUAGUUCAAAGCAUUCGAAGAAAAAGUUGAAAACAUUGGAAGAAUCAACGAAUGAAACAGAAAAGGAAUAUGAACAUUCUGAUAUUUCUCAUCACGAGGGUAAUUAUUUGAAUGACGAUGAAACGUCUAUUAAGAAAAAGAAAAAACGUGACAAAAGUUUGAAAAAAAAAAAUGUUUCCAAUUCUGAAAGCGAAUCAAAUGUUCACGUUAAGAAAUCAAAGAAACAUUCUAAAAAGGCUAAAGAUUCUACUGAUGAAAAUYUAAAUGGUAAUAAUGUAUAUUCUGAAACACAAGAAUUAGAAAGUGAAAGAUAUUCUAAUAACGAAUUUACAACACCAAUUAAAUCAGAGAAAUUAUCCAAGUCAAAUAAUAUCAAAGAAGAAUCUCCAAAUCAUAGACAGAAAUCAUCUAAUAAACGAAUCAAAAAAUCUUCAACAGAUUCUGAAUCAGAAUUUGGUAAUAAUGUUACAAUUAAAAUUGAAAAAUCUAACAAAUCGGAAAAUUCCCAAGAAAGUAAUAAAGAAGUAAAUGAUUCACAGAUAGAAUUAGAAGAAACACAAAUAAAAACAGAAAAGCGUAAAAUAAAAAAUGAAUUUAUUCAUGAAGAUGUUAAAUAUUUAUUUUCACACGAACCAACGAUUAGUAAAGCACGCAAGAAACGUUCUAAAAAUGAAGUUAACAAUGAAGAAGAUGUAAAACCUUUUAAAAAAAGUAAAUUAGAUGAUUCUAUAUCGGAUGAAAGUAAUAUUUAUUCUACUCCUAAGAAACGUUCGAAAAAAUCUGAUGAAACAACAAAUACAGGAUUUUUACCUAACAAUGUAAGAAUUAAAGUUGAAAGAUCGUCAUCAGUUGAAAGUUAGAAUGUAUGUAUGUAUAUAAGCAUGAUUUUGUAUAUAUUAUUAUUAUCUAUGUACAUAACAAUAUAACUGGACCAUUUUAAUAAUAAAAAUUUGUUAAUUUGUAAAAUCAUAAAUUAAGGUGGUCCCUAUUUUAUGUAUUUUUCAAUUUGGAUGUGUCCAGAGGCUCAUAUGAUAUAAAAUGAAUAAACAAAAAAUAUUC